This is a messenger RNA of Aspergillus homomorphus CBS 101889, 2409 nucleotides long. RefSeq names its product putative potassium transporter. Gene Ontology annotation, cellular component: plasma membrane. Gene Ontology annotation, biological process: intracellular potassium ion homeostasis; potassium ion import across plasma membrane. Gene Ontology annotation, molecular function: high-affinity potassium ion transmembrane transporter activity. The record is from RefSeq and is a predicted model, not a curated record. The coding region runs from base 225 to 2345 and encodes 706 amino acids. Lineage: Eukaryota; Fungi; Ascomycota; Eurotiomycetes; Eurotiales; Aspergillaceae. The transcript is spliced from 9 exons.
AUGAAAUAUCGGAGAAGAUUAAGAUUGAUACAGAUUUUGCAAAGUCCUUGUGGGUAGCGGUGUGCGCUUCCCCCACUCCAAUCACCAAACCAGAGAUCAUCAACCACCAUAACUCGAGUGGUUUCAAUUACGACAAACGAAGUUGGCAGCUUCAGGCCCCGGGCUGUCCGCUUCGUUACCAGCGAGGCCCAAAUCAUCCUCAAGUAUAGAUUGCAAAUUCUUGGAUGUUCUUAUCCACCAAGAUGACAAACUGGAACUCUCGACGCUUCCUCGGACGGAGCAUUAUGGCGGUCCUCCCGCCGUUCAACUUCCUCACGCUUCAUUAUGCCUACUUUAUUGCGACGCCCUUGAUCUGCAGUGCCAUUUUCUGGGGGUCCUCCACUCCUGCGCGCAGUGUUACCUAUGUCGACGCUCUGUUCAUGUGCGUCAGUGCUAUGACUGGCGCUGGUCUGAAUACUGUGGACCUAUCUACCCUGAACUCAUUCCAGCAAUCUCUCCUCUUUGCGCUUCUCCUGCUAGGGCAUGCAAUUCUCAUCUCUAUCACAGUGCUCUUUGUGCGGAAGAAUGCCUUCCAAUCCAAAUUCAAACAUAUUGUGGACGAGCGUAAAAGGAGAAGCGCUUCAUCGACUGAGAAUUCAAGCCGAAUAGCUCACUUGGACCCUAUUGCAGAGAAUGGAGACACAGAGCAUCAGCGGUCGUUCAAAUCGGGUGAAUCUGCUCAUGACGGAUCCAAAAUCAUGGUGGCAACUCGAGCUGCACCUGCGGACGCGAAUGCAUCGUCAUCAGAGGAGGACCAGAUUCAGUGGGUUGAUGAUGAUCAGGUCACCCUUGGUCAUUUGAACCACCGCCAACAGCAUCACCAUCAUCACGUGUUCCCCAUGGUUGGUGUCGGGGCUCGGUUGGAUUUGAACAAUCACCCCAGAGAUGCCGUCCCACGGUUGCCGCAGAGAGAAGAGAAACGAGAAGAAGAGAAUCUGCCUGCGCUUAAAGGCAUUCUCAAGGGAACGCAGAAAUACUUUGCGUCCAAGGGCCUCAUUUCGCGGAAUUCCCAAUUCCAUGGUCUCACUCCCGAAGAGCGAGAGAAACUUGGAGGCGUUGAGUACCGAGCAGUGUCUUUUUUGCUGGUCAUUGUUACCCUGUACUGGGUGAUGUUUGUUGUGUGCGGGAUAGUUGGGAUGGGCACAUGGAUCGCUGUGAACCAUCCCGAAAAGGCCCGAGAGAACGGCCUGUCGCCUUUCUGGACAGGCGCCUUUUUCGCAGUGUCUGCGUUUGUUAACAGCGGCAUGUCACUUUUGGAUGCCAAUAUGGUUGCCCUACAGAGAAGCGCGUUUUCUUUGCUUACCAUGAGCUUCCUGAUUUUGGCUGGAAACACUCUGUACCCGUGCUUCCUGCGUUUCAUUAUUUGGGCAGUCAAAUGUUUGCUGCCAAAGUCACCCUCAUGGGCUACAUGGAGGAUUACUCUCGACUUCAUUCUAGAUCACCCCCGAAGAGUGUAUACAAAUCUCUUCCCGAAGCGUCACACAUGGUUCCUCAUGGGUACCAUUAUCAUCCUGAACGCUAUCGAUUGGGCUGGUUUUGAGGUUCUUUCCAUCGGGAACAAGGAGAUUGAGAGCCUGCCCACAGUCUACCGGGUUCUCGAUGGCCUAUUUCAAGCCUCUGCUGUCCGUGCCGGAGGCUUCUAUGUUGUGACUAUAGCCGAUCUCCGUCAAGGAUUGCUAGUUUUAUAUGUUCUCAUGAUGUAUGUAUCGGCAUACCCCGUGCUGCUCACAAUGAGGACCACGAAUGUCUACGAAGAACGGUCCCUAGGCAUCUACGCCCACGACGCCGCAGACAGCGAACAAGGAUCUCGGCCCUCGCCGAAUCUUCUGAUCCAGCUCAUUAGACACCGCAUGCUCGGCCGCCGGGACGGGUCUACCCCCGAAGCGUCCCGAAGCUACUUCGUCCACCAGCAGCUGCGCUCCCAGCUGAGCCACGACCUCUGGUGGAUCGCUCUCGCCGUUUUUCUGAUCAGCAUCGCGGAAUCAGACCACUUCUCAAAGCAACCCGUCGCUUUCGCGACCUUCAACAUCAUCUUCGAGACCGUCUCGGCCUACGGUUGCGUCGGCGUCAGUGUCGGCUACCCCGGCUCGAACGCCUCCUUCUGCGGCGCCUGGCACCCCAUCAGCAAGCUGAUCUUGGCGGCUGUCACUCUGCGAGGCCGUCACCGCGGCCUUCCCGUUGCUAUCGAUCGAGCGGUCAUGCUGCCGAACGAGUCGCUGGAGUGGGCGGAAGAGGAGGACGCUGCUCUGAGACGGGAGCAGUCGCGUGCGUGGGGCGUGGAGAAGAUGCCGGUUGGGUCGGUUUAGAACUCAGGGAGAGGUAUAGGUGACGUGAGUAUAGGAGGCGGUCGUUUGCAGCGUCGUCGGAUUU